Messenger RNA from Suillus fuscotomentosus, 372 nucleotides. RefSeq lists its product as uncharacterized. The transcript is spliced from 3 exons. Bases 1 to 372 code for a protein of 123 amino acids. Lineage: Eukaryota; Fungi; Basidiomycota; Agaricomycetes; Boletales; Suillaceae. The record is from RefSeq and is a predicted model, not a curated record.
AUGAAGAUUCUGUCCCUGCCAUAUCUCACAUACAGCGGAUUAGCCGAAGGUCUUUCUUCAAACGAAAACACUCAAGACAUACAUCUAGAUGUACAUACAAAUCAAGAUCAAGAAGAAGUCAUUGCGAUAUUGGAUCGACUUGGAAUCAAUUUAGAUGAUAGUGGUGGUGAUGACGAUGACGAUGACGAUGACGAUGACGAUGAUGACGAUGGUAGUGCCACUGCCAUACCUUCAAGUAGAGCGCCAUCUCUUCGCCCCAGCUUGUGCACAAUCAAUAUUUUUAUCAACAAAAGCGUGGUGUCUUUUGAUUCAGAAUCGACAGGAGCAACAUUGAAUGUCGGGGCGAAUGAAGGGGUCGGCUUUGGAUACUAA